GUUACACAGACCUUUGUCGUGCUAAGUUCGAUCUCUCACCUUCUGGGAAAUGAGCCAAACUAACCGACAGUUAUCUUGGAGCAGAAUGUGGCCAGGGGGGGAGAUAAUAAAGACAGUCGGCGGUGUGAGCGCUCCCAGCAUGACGCUAAAAACCGAAGAAAGUCGGCUCUAUUUCAGCACAAACUCAGCGGGGAACGGCAGUCUGAAGGGACCCGAGAAUGCAGACGCAAACAUUUACAACUCCGGACACAUGAAUCUGUUCGCCUGUGACAUGGAAAAACACUGCUGUCAGACAGCUGCUGUUCCUCAAGAGGAAUUGUUAAACGCUGAGUGCCGUGUGGGCGACAGUCGCUCUUUUUCUGCCUGCGCCACAAUCUCAGAAACAGCCAGGGAGCUCUGCAAAGCUGUGUCCGUGUCACUGGGACUGGCCAUGGAGUCCAAUGACACGAGCGACCCGGACGCUACUCUCCCCCCGUGCGCCGCAAAUGACCACAUGCGAGGGGAGUAUUUGUUCGGAGUAGGAGCCGUGCCUCUGAGCUGUCCCGGAGCCCAGGCUGCUGCCACCGGGUACAAGUGCCCCGACCGAGAUGACCGGAAGCAACUGGUUGAAAUGUUCAAAAGUUCAGAGCCUGCUGCGCGUCUGCAAUAUUUUACCCCCACUCACUCAUCCGUGAAUGAACCAAACUUUACACUCUGCGAGGCUGAUGACAUUACUUCAGAAGAGAUAGAUCAUCAAGACACAGCGGGAGCUGUGUCUUGCUCUUAUGCUCCGUCCGCGCCAGGCAGCUUGGCACAGUUCAGCCACGCGGGAACAGAUCGGCCGUGCGGAGUCUACGAGCCCCCAGAUGAAGCGAGAGAGUUCGGGGAAGCCAUGGAGAACAAGUUUGCUGGUUAUCAGCCAGAACAAUACAGCGUCAAAGUCAAAUGUGAGGACGUCGGAUCUGCCGGGCCGUUGUGGAGCAGCAAGUACACCUUUAACGAGAGGUACAACACUCAGUGUUGGAGCUCCAGGCAGUGCGCUACUGCGCACAGCACAGGUGCCAACACCGCGUUCGUAUCUAAUCCAUAUGAGAGGAGCGCCAUGCGUCCUGAGCAGUGGUACCCUGGCGGGAUGCUGAGGCCGCCUUAUCCCAACUCUAACAACGUGAAGACUGAAGUCGGCGAAUGGCUGGAUGUCACCUACGAUGACUCCAGGUUUGAGACUGGCAGAGAGCACAUGUUCCCCAUGGAGUUCUUCUUUCCACCACAGAGGAUGUGCCUGAUCUGUUCAGACGAAGCAUCUGGCUGCCAUUACGGUGCUCUCACCUGUGGCAGCUGCAAGGUUUUUUUCAAAAGAGCUGCAGAAGGAAAACAGAAAUACCUGUGCGCAAGUAAAAACGACUGCACUAUUGAUAAGCUAAGAAGAAAGAACUGUCCAUCUUGUCGGCUGAAGAAGUGUUUUGAAGCUGGAAUGAGUCUGGGAGCUCGUAAACUGAAGAAGAUUGGACAACAGAAGAACCCUGAUGAAGAUCAUCCUCUUCAGGACUCAUCAGAGGUUGUCCAGAACAUCUCUCCUAAAUUAGGUCUGAACACCAACUCCGCCAUGGUCUUCCUCAACAUCCUGGAGUCCAUUGAGCCUGAGGUGGUGAAUGCAGGACACGACUACGGCCAACCAGACUCGGCUGCCACUCUGCUCACCAGCCUCAACGAGCUGGGAGAGAGACAACUGGUCAAAGUGGUCAAAUGGGCGAAAGGAUUGCCAGGCUUUAGAAAUCUCCAUGUGGACGACCAAAUGACUGUCAUUCAGCAGUCUUGGAUGGGGGUGAUGGUGUUUGCCCUGGGAUGGAGGUCCUAUAAGAACGUCAAUGGCAGGAUGCUUUACUUCGCCCCGGAUCUUGUGUUCAAUGAACAUCGGAUGCACAUUUCCACCAUGUAUGAGCACUGCAUGCGGAUGAGACAUCUCUCACAGGAGUUCCUGCUGCUGCAGGUCACUCAGGAAGAGUUCCUCUGCAUGAAGGCCUUGCUCCUCUUCAGCAUUCUUCCCGUUGAGGGUCUGAAGAGUCAGAGGUGCUUUGAUGAACUGCGUCUCACCUACAUCAACGAGCUCGAUCGCCUCAUUAACUAUCAAAUGGCCACCAAUUGUCCUCAGAGGUUCUACCAGCUCACCCGACUCCUGGACUCUCUCCAGAUGACAGUAAAGAAGCUCCACCAGUUUACAUUCGACCUUUUUGUCCAGGCUCAGUCGCUCCCCACCAAGGUCAGCUUUCCAGAGAUGAUUGGAGAAAUAAUCUCAGUACAUGUACCAAAGAUCCUGGCAGGUUUGGCGAAACCGAUUUUGUUUCACAAGUAGAAGGAUUUUUUUAUUUAUCAAAAAGUGACUCAUCUUUGCUGCCUCCAUAAACUUUAACGAAGCUACUGUUUCCCUAUCUUCAGUCUAAUAGCUCUUAGCCCUAUCCUGUAAUCAUUAUUUUGUUGCUCAAGUUUUUUUGUUCCUUUUAGCCAUAAUUGAGAUUGUUUGUUCAGAACUGUUAAAGCUUUUAUCUGAAGUGCUGCAAGGCAUCACCUGUUGACAGCUCUGCUGUGUCUGAGCAGAGAGUUUGUGUCUCUAGCAGGAGCAGAGAUGCUACUUUACAUACACAGUAAGUUUGCAAAUCAUGAUUACAGCAACAUAAAAGUAGCAGGUAAAAAACAUUUUUUGGAAGUUUUGCAUGUGAUCUUCAUAUCACCCCCGUUAAAGGGGUUUUUUUGGGGAGUUUUUCCUUAUCUGCUGCAAGGGUCAUAAGGACA
Messenger RNA from Epinephelus lanceolatus (giant grouper), 2766 nucleotides. Its product is annotated as androgen receptor-like. The record is from RefSeq and is a predicted model, not a curated record. NCBI's taxonomy places the organism in Eukaryota, Metazoa, Chordata, Actinopteri, Perciformes, Serranidae. Gene Ontology annotation, molecular function: zinc ion binding; sequence-specific DNA binding; DNA-binding transcription factor activity. Gene Ontology annotation, biological process: regulation of DNA-templated transcription.